AAGCAGCAGGCGCUUGUCACGGUCGUUGUCGACCGAUUAGUGGGUGGAUUCGCGUCCGAGCCACUCCGAACCGCUCGGCAACUCGCGGUGUUUCCGCAUAAAUUUACUGCUCAGUAAACGCUCAGUACUUUCCCAUCUCACCUCAACGUGCUGCUCGACGACUACGACCACGACGUCCAUUAUGCUUGCCCGCUCUGCAGCCCGUGCUUUAUCCGCCAACUCCCGUACUUUCUCUUCGUCUGCUGCAAGGCAAACGAAAGUUGCCGUCCUUGGCGCUGGUGGAGGCAUUGGACAACCAUUGUCACUCCUUCUCAAGACUGAUCCCCUCGUCACCUCCCUCAGUCUCUAUGAUAUCCGUGGCGCACCUGGUGUUGCAGCUGAUGUAAGCCAUGUCGACGCUCACAGUGAGGUCAAUGGUUACCCUGCAGACAAGCUCGACGAGGCCCUUGACGGUGUCCAAGUUGUUGUUAUCCCUGCUGGUGUCCCAAGAAAGCCCGGUAUGACCCGUGAUGAUCUAUUUAAUACCAACGCUUCCAUUGUCCGCGACCUUGCAGCAGCAAUUGGUCGCGUCGCCCCUACUGCCCACAUUCUCGUCAUCUCAAAUCCUGUCAACUCCACCGUUCCCAUUGUUGCCUCUACCCUUCAGAAAGCUGGCGUUUACAACCCUGCUCGCUUAUUCGGUGUAACGACCCUUGAUGUCGUCCGUGCUGCUCGCUUCACCGCUGGUAUUGCAGGGGUCAAACCCGCGGACACUCCUAUAACUGUUGUUGGUGGUCACAGUGGCGCGACCAUCGUGCCUUUACUCUCGCAGAAUGCACAUGGAAAGGCUAUCACAGGCGACAUUUAUAAGGCUCUUGUCCACCGCAUCCAGUUCGGUGGUGAUGAGGUCGUGAAGGCUAAAGAUGGUGCCGGUAGCGCCACCCUUUCGAUGGCAUACGCUGGUGCCAAAUUCACCAACUCUCUGUUACGGGGUUUGAAUGGCGAGAAAGGUGUCAUCACACCUACCUUCGUUGAGAGCCCUCUUUACAAGGACCAGGGUAUCGACUUCUUCUCGUCCAAUGUGGAGCUUGGUGUAAAUGGUGUCGAGAAAAUUUACCCUCUCGGGCCUCUUUCGGCUGAAGAAGAGAAGUUGUUGGAGGCCUGCUUGCCUGAACUCAAGAAGAACGUUGAGAAAGGGAAGGCGUUUGCUGAGAGCUCGUAGAAUGAUUCGUUUUAGAUUUGCUGUCCCUCUGCUGUCUAAACCCUUCUUGCUAGGUGCCGAGGCUGUCACGUUAGUGUGCACAGGGUGCAGUGAGCUGCCACAGAUAGUUCAAUUUGAUGAUGGCGUCUACUUUCACAAAACUUUUGUCCAUGGCACGUGUGACACUCU
Suillus subalutaceus is the source of this 1369-nucleotide messenger RNA. RefSeq names its product malate dehydrogenase. Bases 182 to 1201 code for a protein of 339 amino acids. The transcript has 8 exons. Gene Ontology annotation, molecular function: L-malate dehydrogenase (NAD+) activity. NCBI's taxonomy places the organism in Eukaryota, Fungi, Basidiomycota, Agaricomycetes, Boletales, Suillaceae. Gene Ontology annotation, cellular component: cytoplasm; mitochondrion. The record is from RefSeq and is a predicted model, not a curated record. Gene Ontology annotation, biological process: carboxylic acid metabolic process; tricarboxylic acid cycle.